GGCAAGACCGCAACGAGUCGACUCCGCGUCAAGGACGCCACGUCUUGUCCUGUCCGCAAAUCAGUUGCAUCAUUUUCAACAGCUCCACACUCUGCAUUAAAUCCUCCUCUGUAUUUACUCAUAAUUUUGCUGAACCACAAGAAAAUCUCUCUCUUCCUGUCUACGUUCUGCUGUGUGAUUUGCUCUCACAGAUCUCUACUGAAACAGAAAAAUGUCAUCUUCCGACAGCCCUAAAGUAGUCGAGCGGGAAGUCAAGGAUCGGGACAACAAAGAGGACAAAAAAGACGAAGAGAAGGGUGGAUUUAUCGACAAGGUCAAGGACUUCAUCCACGACAUUGGCGAGAAAAUCGAGGAGACCAUUGGAUUCGGUAAGCCAACGGCUGAUGUCACCGCCAUUCACAUCCCUCACAUCAACCUCCAAAAAGCAGACAUUAUUGUUGAUGUCCUCGUCAAAAACCCUAAUCCCAUCCCAAUCCCUCUCAUAGACAUCGACUACUUGAUUGAGAGUGAUAACCGGAAGCUCGUCUCCGGUUUAAUUCCCGAUGCCGGCACGAUUCACGCGCACGGCUCGGAAACCGUGAAAAUUCCCGUUUCUUUAAUUUACGAUGACAUCAAGAACACUUAUGAUGACAUAAAGCCCGGGAGCAUUAUCCCGUAUAGAGUCAAAGUUGACUUGAUUGUGGAUGUCCCGGUUUUCGGCCGACUCACCUUGCCGCUCGAGAAAACGGGCGAGAUCCCGAUACCUUACAAGCCUGAUAUCGAUGUUGAGAAGAUACAUUUCGAGAAGUUCUCGUUCGAGGAGACUGUGGCCACCCUCCAUCUGAGGCUGGAGAAUAAGAACGAUUUCGAUAUGGGAUUGAAUGACCUUGACUAUGAGGUGUGGCUUUGUGAUGUCAGCAUAGGUGGGGCGGACCUAAAAAAGUCGGCUAAGAUUGAGAAGAAUGGAGUUAGUUAUAUUGAUGUUCCAAUCACGUUUAGGCCUAAGGACUGUGGUUCGGCGCUUUGGGAUAUGAUUAGAGGGAGGGGGACGGGCUAUUCUAUGAAGGGGAAUAUUCAUGUGGACACGCCUUUUGGGGAGAUGAAACUGCCGAUUUCUAAGGAAGGAGGGAAAACCGUGCUUAAGAAGAAGAAGGAAGAUGGAGGUGAUGAUGAUGAUGAUGAGACCACCUUCUUAUACAUGUACAUGUCUUACGAUUUACGAACUCCCGCCGUUGACAAGAAGAGGAAUGAGAACCUGUUUGUGGCGGGACACGAUUCUCUUAAUUCCCAGUAAUAGGGACUAUUGAUCUUAUGUUAAAAUUUGAACUAUAUGACGUUUGUAAUUGUUUAAGAAUGUCACCUUUGAGAUUGUAUCCAUUGCUAUGUUACUGCACUUUGUUUCUCCGAAUGCUUUUCGCUGCUUUGCUUGAUUGAGCAAUACGCUGAUUGGAUUAUGUUUUUGAGUCAGCGUGAACUGUUUCUGCUAAUAUAAUUGGACGUUGCGAAUCUGGAAGUUUCAGGAUGAUGAAUGGUAGAAUUUCUUUUUCUCAUGUUGUCUUUUUCCCCUCAUUGGUCUGCAACUAGACAUGGCCAUUGGUUGUGGUUUGAAACGGCCGGUUCGAGGGACUCAGUUCCCUUGAAACAGAACAAGACGAAGGUUCAGAUUCCAGUUUCAGUUUGAACCUUAUCUCUUAUAAUGAUAGAUGUUAGUUAAAACAAUAUGAUAUUGUUAAAUGGUAAUAUUUUAUCUUGAAAUAUAUGAAAGUUACCUAAGUUAUCG
Striga asiatica is the source of this 1759-nucleotide messenger RNA. Lineage: Eukaryota; Viridiplantae; Streptophyta; Magnoliopsida; Lamiales; Orobanchaceae. The record is from the annotation of a GenBank genome assembly.